AUGGAUGACAAUGAUUCCAAAACAAAGCUUAUUUCGCCUAAGAGCGUCACUGUUACAAAGUCAACAACAUGGUCUGAUACCGUCCAUGUGAGACGACGCAUGGUUCAAAGUUUCCUGCUCAUCUGGGCGGAUGCCAACAUUGAUCAAUCAAACACUUGUUACCAAAAUACCUUGGCACAACUACGAAGUGUCGUGAACGAAGUCAACAUUUUUACCCAGCCGGAUGACUGUGUCGAGUUUCUAAUGAACUUUGGUGGCAUGAAAGCUUUCCUGAUUUUAGAGGAAUCUCUUGGUGAACAAAUAGUACCCCGCAUUCAUGACAUUCCUCAACUUGAUACCAUUUACAUUUUUGGUGUUGGCAAACCUCGAGAUGAACAAUGGACCAAGGAGUGGGUCAAAGUAAAGGGCGUGUAUACAGCGAUUGCACCCAUCUGUGAAUGCCUUCAGCAAGACGUAAAACAAUACAACCAGGAUUCUAUUGCCGUAAGUUUUGUCACGGUGAAUGAAGAGACUUCCAAACAAAAUGUGAAUCAAUUAGAAGCCUCAUUUAUGUACACUCAAUUAUUAAAGGAAAUUCUCCUAGGAAUGCAAUAUAACGAAAAAUCCGUCAAAGAUUUCAUCAAUUUUUGUAGUAAUGGUGACUACGGAUCUCCAAACAACAUUACUCGAUUCGAGAAGGAAUAUAAUGCUAAAUUAGCCAUCUGGUGGUAUACUUUUCCAUCAUUCAUCUAUUCUAUGCUCAACGGUGCUCUUCGUAUACUGCAAGCCGACACCAUCAUUAAUAUGGGUUUCUUUAUUUGCGAUCUUCACCAUCAAAUUGAAGAAUUACAUCGCAAACAAAUCAGCAGUUAUGGUGGAAAGUCUUUCGUGAUUUACCGAGGACAGGGUUUAUCAACGACGGAUUUUGAAAAACUUCAGAAGACACAAGGUGGACUGAUUUCAUUUAAUAAUUUUUUGUCUACUAGUAGGGAUAAAGAAGUAUCCCUCGGAUUUGCUCAAGUUGCCUUAACAAAACCUAACACAGUCGGCAUCCUCUUCGAAAUGACCAUUGAUCCUUCUGUCUCGUCAGCUCCAUUCGGUUCCACUGAGGGGAUGGGUUACUUUCAAGCAGAAGAAGAAAUUCUUUUUUCUAUGCACACUGUCUUUUGUAUCGGUGAAAUUAAACAAAUUGACAACAGCAGUACACUUUAUCAAGUGGAUCUUAAACUUACUUCGGAUGAUGAUGAACAACUUCGCACUCUUACCAAUCGAAUACGGGAGGAGACGCCAGGUGAAACAGGAUGGCAACGAUUGAGUUUAUUACUAGUGAAAAUAGGUCAAUUUAACAAGGCCAAAGAACUGUACCAAGUACUACUCGAACAGACAUCCGAUCGGAGUGAGAUAGCAAUUUAUCAUAAUAAUCUUGGAAGUGUCAUGGAUAAUCAAGGUGAUUAUGAGAACGCUAUUUGGUAUUACGAACAAGCACUUGAAGUCUGGCAGAAAACUCUUCCUCUAAAUGACUCCAAUUUGAUUGUUUCCUACAACAACAUCGGUGGGGUAUAUAAGAACAUGGGAGAGUACUCGAAAGCACUUUCGUUUUAUGAAAAAGCGUGUGAAAUCUGCGAAAAAAUGCUUCCUGCAAAUGAUCCUGAUUUGGCUAUAUCCUACAACAACAUGGGUGGAGUGUACGACAAUAUGGGAGAAUACUCGAAAGCACUUUCGUUUUACGAAAAAGCAUGUGAAAUCUUCAAAAAAACGCAUCCUGCAAAUCAUCCUGAAGUAGCUACUUCCUUUAACAACGUCGGCUUGGUGUAUAGCAACAUAGGAGAGUACUCGAAAGCACUUUCAUUUUACGAAAAAGCACUUGAUAUAUGUCAGAAGACUCUUCCUUCAAAUCAUCCUUCUUUGGCUAUCUCCUACGGUAACAUUGGUACGAUGUAUAUGAACAUGGGAGAAUAUUCAAAAGCAUUGUCCUCCUACGAGCAAGUAGUUGCAAUUCAACAAAACGCUCUUUCUGCAAAUCAUCCUUCGUUGGCUACUUCCUACAACAACAUCGGUGGAGUGUAUCAAAAAAUGGGAGAGUACUCGAAAGCACUUUCGUUUUAUGAUAAAGCACUUGAAAUUCGACAAAAUACUCUUUCUCCAAAUCAUCCUCUAUUGGGUGCUUCCUAUAACAACAUUGGUGGGGUGUAUGAUAACAUGGGAGAGUACCCAAAAGCACUUUCGUUUUACGAAAAAGAUCUUGAAAUCUUGAAAGAAAGUCUUCCACCGAAUCAUUCUGAUUUGGCUCAAUCCUACAACAACAUCGGCUCGGUGUAUCACAACAUGGGAGAGUACCCGAAAGCACUUUCGUUUUACGAAAAAGCAUUUGAUAUCUAUCAAAAGACUCUUUCUUCAGAUCAUCCUGAUCUGGCUACUUGCUUCAAUAACAUGGGUGGUGUGUAUAUAAACUUGAAAGAUUACUCGAAAGCACUUUCAUUAUGCGAAAAAGCACUUGAAAUUCGACAAAAAACUCUUUCUUCAAAUCAUCCUUCGUUGGCUACUUCCUACGGUAACGUCGGUAUGGUGUAUAUGAACAUGCAAGAGUACUCAAAAGCGCUUUUAUGUCACGAAAAAGCACUUGAAAUUCAGCAAAGCACUCUUCCUGCAGAUCAUCCUGAAUUAGCUACCACCUACAACAACAUCGCUGGUCUUUAUUUCAGCACGAAACAGUACUCAAAAGCACUCUUAUAUUUUGAGCGUGCACUUAACAUUUUUCAACAUUGUCUACACUCCAACCAUCCAUAUCUUCAAACUGUGAGUGCCAGUAUUUAUUUCGUAAAAAAGAAAUUGCAAACCAACGUUUCAUAA
Rotaria sp. Silwood2 is the source of this 2829-nucleotide messenger RNA. Lineage: Eukaryota; Metazoa; Rotifera; Eurotatoria; Philodinida; Philodinidae. The record is from the annotation of a GenBank genome assembly.